AUUAACAUGGAGGAAAAUGCUAUUAUAAGUUAACCAAAAACGAAACAAUAGAUCACACCAACAACAGGAAAAUCAAGAGAUGAAAUGAGAAUCUUUUUAUUUGAAUUUUUUGGAAUGGCUUUAUUUGCAUAUGGGUAAAACUUAAUUAAUACAAUUUAGAAUCAUCUGUUCAUAAGGAUCAGAUGAAUUCUUAGCUUUAUUUUUCUUCGCAUCAGUUUGUUUGGCUGCUCCAUUUUCAGGAGCACAUGUAAAUCCUGCUGUUACAUUGGCUAUGGUUUUGUCAAGAAGAGUUAAUUUUGCAUAAGCAGUUAUAUAUUGGUUGGCUCAAUUUUCAGGAGCAUUGUGUGGAGCUUGCUGUUGCUAUUUGAUUUUGAAUGAAGUAGAUAGCCCUUAAGUUAAGAGUACUGAGUACUCAUGGAUAUUAUCAGAUAUAAGUGGAGAGGCAUUCGGAACAUUUACAUUUAUUUUAUUCAUACUCAUCCAAACAGAUCCAGAAACUACUUUAACUCCAGGAGGACAACCCAUGACAACCUAUGUAUUAGUUGCUUUGGCAUUGUAUUUUUCAAGAGAAUUUACAUUCCAUUCAGGAGGUAAAAUAAUUAUUUUAAAUCUUAAGGAUGCUUAAAUCCAGGUAUGGCAGUUUCAUUACAAUUAUUUUAAUCGUUUUAAACAGGAGAUAGACAGAGAAUGGACUUCUUAUGGGUAUAUGUAGGAGGUCCAUUAGGUGGAGGUUUUGGAGCCAGUGUGUUUUUUGAACUUUUUUAUAAAAAAUAGAUAAAAAGACUCUGA
Messenger RNA from Paramecium primaurelia, 789 nucleotides. The record is from the annotation of a GenBank genome assembly. NCBI's taxonomy places the organism in Eukaryota, Ciliophora, Oligohymenophorea, Peniculida, Parameciidae.